GAUUCUUGCCUCCUCUCUCCUACAUCUUACUCUUUUAGUUCGUCUCGUAGUUGUGGUGAGGCAUAGCGUCGUUCAGUUAUAUAUUCUACCUGUUGUGCCCCCGUUUGGGGUUUUAUCUAUUUAUUGCACUUACCAAAGGGCCAUUGUCACCCUUCGAUUUUGUAUUAUGCACCUGUGUUUCAGUAGCUUUGUGUUUUGUGGUUUUGAGUGUAUUUGAAAAAUUUGUUACGCUUUAUCUGGAUGGAAAUCGUUAAUACUUUUUAAUUUUGAUGAAAGAUGCCUGAAACAACCACCAGUCCUCCGGUAGAGGAUCGUCCUCUAUCGUUGGCUCGUCACGAGUUCUCUUUAUCUGCAUCAGGCAGCGGUAACCGAUCAUCAUCAGGUAACCGUUACGAAACUCAACACGGAUACCAACAAGUACCAUUACAAAGCACCAUGAGUCACCAUCGCGAGAGUUCGGCUUUCGUACCGGUGGUACCGUCGCGAAAUAUGCACCAAAUGAUAUACUCCAGUGAAAUACACCCCUUACUCGGUGGGGAAAUGAUACGUGAAACUCGCGAACGUUCGGACGGUAGCAAAACCGCUGAAAGCGGAACCGCUCCGGGAUUUUCCGGUACUCGAAAAACUUCGACCGGAUUCGAUUUGAUGGCUAUGAUGGCGGAUAAACGUAAAGAAAUGCAAUUUCGCGAGGAAGCCGCUUGCGUAGCGGCGGCACACGCGGCGGCUUUGAUGCUUCCGCAUAGAGCUAGACCUCCGAGCGGUUUAUUAGAAGCGUCCGGUAGUUCACAAACUCAUUCGUAUCCGGGGUUUUUACCUACGUCGCCGGCGGGGCCUGCUUCUUUCACGUUUCCGGGAGGUAGUGCUCUAUUUCCUCCGGGACCUCCUCAGAUGCACGCGCAUUUGGAUAGGCGGUUAUUGAGAGCGCCGGGGCGGGCGUCGCGGCCGAAAAAACAAUUCAUUUGCAAAUAUUGUAAUAGACAGUUUACUAAAAGUUAUAAUUUGUUAAUACACGAACGUACUCAUACAGACGAAAGGCCGUAUUCUUGUGAUAUAUGCGGAAAGGCUUUCAGAAGACAGGAUCACUUGAGAGAUCACAGAUAUAUCCACAGUAAAGAGAAACCGUUCAAAUGUGGCGAAUGCGGUAAAGGUUUCUGUCAAUCCCGAACACUGGCCGUUCACAAAAUUCUCCACAUGGAAGAAUCUCCACAUAAAUGUCCCGUUUGCAGCAGAUCCUUCAACCAACGUUCGAAUCUCAAGACCCAUUUACUCACCCAUACGGAUCACAAGCCCUACGAAUGCAAUUCGUGCGGAAAAGUUUUUAGGAGGAACUGCGAUUUGAGACGGCACGCUUUGACACAUGCCGUUGGAGAUGUACCUCCCGAUGGACUUGGAGACGGAUACAUACCAAGUGGCGAUGACCAAGAAAAGAUGCCUCCGCGAUCAAGAAGUCUCUCUGUCGAUUCUAGAGACGAGAGGGCGUGUUCUCCCGCUCCCGGUAUAACCCAAUGCCAUGAACCGUGUUCGUCUUCGAGUCCUUAUACUAUGAGACCCUCUAUCGAGAGACACCAUCCCGAUACAGACGAAGAAGAUUUAGAUGAAGACCCGGAAAUAGAUCCCGGUCAAGAAGAUUGUACUGAAAUUCUUAAAGAAACUGAAGCAGAACCUCAACAUACGCCGAUGCCACAGCUACAAAUAAGAAGAGACCUUCACCAUGUUCCACAACCGAAACCGAGCACCAUUACUAGCGAACAUGUGGAACAGAGUUUCCUCAUUUCCAGAAAACGACAUUUCGAUCAAGACAGACCGAGUUCAUCGUUCUCUCACAGUUCGAUGCGACCAUUGACGCCACCUAUGAACCUGAGAACGUACCAUCCAAGUAUGAGAGGAACUCCCGGUUUGUUAAUAGGAUCUCCCGCCGUACUAAAACCGCCGGAUACUGGAACGUCUGUUAUUUUCGGUCCCGGAAUACCCGGUUGUUCAAAAAUUAUUCAGAAUCCUAAUUCGAAUAACGUGGCGAGUGAUUUGAGCAUGAAAAAAAGCGAAGCCGCGCCUCCACCUCCACCACCUCCUAAUCCACCGCCUCAUAACCCACCACAGAGAAUGACGGGCUUCACUAUAGCGGAUAUUAUGGGUAGAUAGUGACGUUGGGCAUCUUCAUCCCGGGAGGAAAAGUGUAAUAGAAUAUCGGUAUGGAAAUUGUUGAUUUUCUUUUCAUAUUAUUGUUAUAUUUUUUUUUAUUGGUAAGACAUUUAAAUGUUUUGAUUUAAGUUAAUUAGUUUUAUUUUUCAGUAAUUUAUUAUAUAUUAUAAUUAUGUAAUUUGGGUGAAAAUUUCAAAUUUAAAAUGCCAUCACUUCUGUUUUAUCAUUAGAAAAUCAUUUUCACACGGAUUUAAGUGUCCUAAGCUGAUUUCUGAAAUAAUACUUCACUGACUACCAUAUUUAACAUUAAAAAUUCCUUGUCUAAACAUUCCAGAACCAUCUGAAGCUUUCCUUUUACUUUGACAGCUUUUUUUCACCCUUCUGCUUACGACAAAAUUUAUCUGAAACUUUCAGAUGCUUUACUAUAUAAUUUGGAACCUUUCAUAGUUUCUGCACUUUACCCAGAGUUUUUUUAAACGUUAUUGAUGUCUUAUUACAUGAUUCAGUAUCUAUUACAGCUUUAAAAUAAUUCCUACCAUGUUCCUUGUUGUUUUAAAGUAAGGUAUAACAACUGGUACAUACAAUUCAAGAUUUUUAGUUGCUUUUCUGACUAUUUCAGGAUCUUAUGUGGCAUCCUUAUACAUAUCAGGAUAAUGAAUUUUUUUUAUAACCAUCUGAAGCUUUACUACAAUCUUUCUUGAGCUUUUAUGUUUGUAUAUAGGUCUUAAAACAACAUUUCUGUAAUCUCCAGGAGCAUAUCAAGCUUCACUUAUAAGUUUCAGUAUAUUAACUUUACUCCAAAUAUGUAGUUCUUCAUAUCUACUUUGGUUGUCUUUGAGGUUAUCAAUUAUAUAGUUGUUUAGCAACUCAUCAAAAUAAUUCAAUUUCGUGACUGCAGACUUAGAAAACAAAUAUGAAGUACUGGUUUCUUGGAGUUUUUAAGUUUCUUCCUUUUUUUGAUUUAUUGAGUAGAAAAAAAACUUUCGAUGUUAGUUCCCACAUUAUUUAUUAUAAAAUAUGUAUUACUAUAUAUAUACAUAUCUUCUUAAAAUUACGUUCUUUUUAGUUUAAUUAAUUGCAGAUAUUGGGUGAGUUAAGUUAAAUGUGUAGAUUUAUAUAUUUUUUGAAAGAUUAACAUAUCAUUGUGACUUAUUUUUAUUAGUUUGUAAGUAUAUUUUAAAAAAUAUUACUUAGAUUUUGUAUAUAAUCAAAAUAAACCGAAUUCCUAUCAAUUACAGGAUAAUUUCAAGGCUUAUUUUAGCUUCAUACAGAUAUAAUAAUUAUUUAAAGUAGAAAUUUUCUUGUACAAAUAUUUUUAGGGAUCUAAGGCUUGAUAUAACCAACGUUCAAAUGUUUAACCGUAGUUUUCAGUAGUUGAAUUGCUAAUUUCUAUCUUAUUUUUUACUUCUGUCAAAAAUAUUGUAGGUCAAUUUGUUACUGAUAUAGAUAUUUUGCAUUUUACCUGAAUUAACGAAUUUUUCCAUAAGAAACAGAAACAUUAUCACACUUUAUUUUACUUUUUUAAAAAUUAUUAGAAUUGUCCUCCUGAAUCAUGGUUUCUCGAUGAAAUUUUGAAGAUUUUACUUUGUUUCUGGAUGAUUAUCCAGUUACUUCCUGUUUUAACCAUGUUUUCAUAUUUUCAUUUCCAUAUUUUUUUCCAUAUAUUUCCAAUAUAACUAUUACAUACACAAUGCCAUAUUUUUUCUAAUAUCUGCUUUCCAUUAUUCCUUCACCGAUUUUUGAAUCUUUCACAUUGUUUUCUAUCUUCUUUGAGAUUUUAAUCACUUCAGGACCUUUCUAAACAUCUUUGUUAAGUAUCAGGAACAUCCAAAGCCUUUCUGAUAAUUUUGGAUCUUUCACUAAAUGUUUUAGGAUACUGCGUAGCUUUCUGCCUACUCUUAUAGCAUUCCUUCAUGUAUCAGGAUCAUCUGGAGCUUCUUUAAACGUUUUAGAUAUUUUAAUACGUGAUUCAAGAUUUUCAGUAUUAUUUAUGUGAAUAAAACAAAUCUUUCCAUUUUUUUUGUUAGUAAACAACGUUUAGGAUUUUUUGUAACUGUUCUGACUAAUUCAGAACCUUCUGGUGCAACUUUGCAAGUAUCAGGUUCAUCUAAAGUUUCUCUAAUCAUUUUGGAUCCUUUACUACAUGAUUCAGCAUCAAUUGGAGCUUCUUAAAACAUUUCAGAUAUUUUAAUACAUGAUCCAGAACUUACAGUAACAUUCCUGUGAAUAAAACAAAUAUUUCCAUUUUUUUUCUUGCUGGUACACAACGUUUAGGAUUUUUUGUAAAUGUUUUGACUAAUUCAGAACCUUCUGGUGUAUCUCUGCUAGUAUCAGGAACAUCUGAAGCCUCUGUGAUAAUUUUGGAUCCUUCACUACAUUUUUUGUAAUGUUUUAUACCUUUCGACUACUUCUAUAGCAAUUCUGCACAUAUGGUUAUUAAAUUGUGUUUUUUUCUGAUCAUAACAGCUAAAGGUUCUUCAUUUCAUGUGAAAAUCAUCCAUAUCUUCUAAGUAGCUCUAAUUUCAGAGAUACUUCAAUUUGAUUGCCUCUAAAGAAUGUUUGAAAUUAGCAUCUUUCAAUUUUUUCAAUGAUAAAAUAAAAUUAGUGUCUCAUAAAACAGUUUAAAGUUUGAUUGAGUAUGAAUUUUGGUUAUAGCAUCCAGAUUAAAAGUGAAAAAAAAAUCGUUAAUGUAAUAAUUUCUUUAAAUAAAAUAUUAGAAGCGAAAACACCCUGUAGAUAUAGAUUAUAAGAUAUUAUAUGUAACUGUUGGUACAAAAUUUAGUAACAAUUGUUAUUGUAAUUUAUUUCAAUUAAGUAUUAUAGAAUGUUAGCUUAUUUUAUUUUUGAUAAGAAAACUAUAUUAAACUGAAUGUGAUUUAUACUAUUUUUUUUCAAUAAAGUAUUUUCUUAAAUACAA
This is a messenger RNA of Diorhabda carinulata, 5056 nucleotides long. RefSeq names its product protein bowel (gene bowl). Gene Ontology annotation, molecular function: RNA polymerase II transcription regulatory region sequence-specific DNA binding; DNA-binding transcription factor activity, RNA polymerase II-specific. The transcript is spliced from 6 exons. NCBI's taxonomy places the organism in Eukaryota, Metazoa, Arthropoda, Insecta, Coleoptera, Chrysomelidae. The coding region runs from base 277 to 2139 and encodes 620 amino acids. Gene Ontology annotation, cellular component: nucleus. Gene Ontology annotation, biological process: embryo development; regulation of transcription by RNA polymerase II; embryonic pattern specification. The record is from RefSeq and is a predicted model, not a curated record.